AUGCUCUUCUCUCAAGCUAUCCUUCCACUCUCACUACUCGCUACCGCUCAUGCCAGUGCCAUUCCUAUCCGGAAUUCUGAGGCACAAUCACCAAAGCUCAAAUGGGGCCCUUGUAGUUUCAAUGGCACUCUCCCUAUAGAAUGCAGCACGCUGGACGUUCCACUGGACUAUACGGACAAGGACUCGACGGCGACCCUUAGUCUUGACCUUAUCAAAGUUGCUGCCGUGAACACACCAUCCAAAGGAAGUAUUUUAUUCAAUUUCGGUGGUCCAGGCGGGGAUGGCUUGAACAAUUUGGCUUCAAGUGCGGCCUUGCUGCAACCGAUGACCGGUGGAUACCAUGACAUGAUAAGCUUUGACCCACGAGGAACUGGCAACACCCUCAACUUCUCUUGCUAUGAUAGCGCCAUUGAAAGAACAGUGAGUCAGUUGAGUCUUCACCAGGAGCUGGUCAAUGCUUCCAAUACAGCCUUGGGAAGACUAUGGACAUCCGGGAAGGUUUUCUCGGACACCUGCCUUGAUCGUAUGAGGGAGAAUGCCACUCUUGUCGGUACGGCAUUCGUGGCGAGAGACAUGAUGCAGAUUGUUGAUGCCCUUGGCGAAGAUGGAAAGUUGAGAUAUUGGGGUAUUUCCUACGGAACCGUUUUGGGUGCAACAGUCGCCUCUUUGUUCCCAGAUCGCAUGGACAAGGUAAUCUUGGAUGGGGUGCAGAACCCUCAUGAAUACUACCAUGGAUUAGAUUUUGAGAUGUUCACCGACAGCGGAAAGGUGUUUGAGGGCUUUUUGUCCGGCUGUGUGGAUUCGCCCGACAACUGCCCCUUGGCUCGUGGAAACGCAACUGCUGCUAGCCUCGGUAGAACCAUGUCCGAUUUCUUCGAAACCCUCAAAUACAACCCUAUUCAAAUUGGCCAAUCUAUUCUCGACUUCUCCACCAUCAAAAACCAGAUCUUCUCCACCCUCUACUGGCCCGGUCAAUGGCCUCAGCUCGCCGCUCUGCUUGAUGGUCUAAUGACUGGGAACCUGACAGACAGUGCUGACGGUUCCGAGGGCUCCUCGGAAUCUGCUCCAGGAUUUGCCGAAGCGUUGGCUGGCAUCAAAUGUGGCGACAAGUCUACACGGGCCUCAAGUCUAUCCGACGUCACCCCUCUUAUCAACCAAAACUUGCAAUCCAUAAAGUGGUUCGGGGAUCUCGCAUCCACCGCGGCGAUGCAAUGUAUUCGCUGGGGAGGCGAGGCUAAAGAGCGAUAUGGUGGCAACUUCCGGGUGAAAACCAGCCAUCCAGUUUUAGUGAUCGGCAAUACCUAUGAUCCUUCCACACCUCUCGUGUCCGCUCGGAAUGUCAGCGCAGGACUAGAAGGCAGUGUUCUUUUACAGCAGAAUAGCUACGGGCACACGUCCAUCGCGCAACCAUCGAACUGCACAAUCGGUCAUAUCCAGCAGUACUUUUUGAAUGGCACACUGCCCAGCCCAGGAACUGUCUGCGAACCUAACUACCCACUGUUCCACAAGGCAUGA
This is a messenger RNA of Aspergillus bombycis, 1515 nucleotides long. Its product is annotated as alpha/beta hydrolase. The transcript has 6 exons. The coding region runs from base 1 to 1515 and encodes 504 amino acids. The record is from RefSeq and is a predicted model, not a curated record. Lineage: Eukaryota; Fungi; Ascomycota; Eurotiomycetes; Eurotiales; Aspergillaceae.